AUGUCACUUGCCGAACCGCUUCAUAUGUUUCUGACUGCUUGUAAUCUGUUUCAGUCAGAAUCAUACACUGCUUCUUCCUGGAUGUCACUGGAUUCUACUGCCUCGGAUGAGCACGAAGCCACUAAUGCCAUUCAUACUGCAGACACUACAAUAGACAUGGCAAAUGUCAAUGAGAACAUUCUGUGUUCAGAUGCUCUGUCUAGUCAUGCUGUAGAUGUGUCUGUGUUGGAGAGCGAUAUUGAGGAUGACGAGUGUCGGCCCUUAUUGCUAGCGGCUACUAAUUUUGUAAGCCACCAGCAGCCAUCUACAGACUUAAUCAACCCAUUUCAGGAUGUGUGCGACCAUCUUGCAUUCCGUCCUGCUUCCACUGCUGAAAGUCGUACUGAAUACUCCUGUGACGUCACUCCUCGAACAUCCACCAUCAGUCUCUCUGAUACCAGGAACAAUGCUCAAUCACAAUGUGAUGCAUUUGCUGAACAACAGUUAUUGUUGCUUACAUCAGAUACUCCUUUGUGCGAUAUUACUACUACUGCCACAUCACACUCUUCAAGUAUUCCUAUCCAGCAGUCGUCUAUACUUCCUCUUCACUAUUAUACAAGUACUGAUCUGCCCAAGUACUGGGAUCAACGACCUUCAGUCGAAUCUACCUACAUUAAUCUAGACCAAGAUGACUUGUUAAAUCAAUACAAUCUUUCAAAUACACCAAGCCACAAUAUUCUUGACCCAUUCACUAGUCACCACAGAUCAUCUUCUACUAGUCCCCAGCGUAGAAUAUCUAAACGGGUCUCAUUCAGUGUAUAUAACGAAUCGUUUACAUAUGACGAUUGGGCAAAACGGUUAGAGUUGCAUCGACUGGAGCGAAAGCUUCGUGGUCCAAUGUACAGUUGUCGGUGCUAUUUCCAUCGUUGUAUGCGAUAUCUUGCAAGUUUCUUUCCCUUUUGUGGCAGUAUGGAUCUGGAUGAGCUUCAAACCUGA
Batrachochytrium dendrobatidis JAM81 is the source of this 975-nucleotide messenger RNA. RefSeq lists its product as uncharacterized. Lineage: Eukaryota; Fungi; Chytridiomycota; Chytridiomycetes; Rhizophydiales. Bases 1 to 975 code for a protein of 324 amino acids. The record is from RefSeq and is a predicted model, not a curated record. The transcript has a single exon.